Messenger RNA from Fusarium verticillioides 7600, 4786 nucleotides. RefSeq lists its product as hypothetical. Gene Ontology annotation, molecular function: DNA-binding transcription factor activity, RNA polymerase II-specific; zinc ion binding. The transcript has 2 exons. NCBI's taxonomy places the organism in Eukaryota, Fungi, Ascomycota, Sordariomycetes, Hypocreales, Nectriaceae. Gene Ontology annotation, biological process: regulation of transcription by RNA polymerase II. The record is from RefSeq and is a predicted model, not a curated record. Bases 1163 to 2638 code for a protein of 491 amino acids.
CCGUUAUCUAUCUACCCGUCACAGUUGCCAUUGACGUCCAAUUAACACAGCCUCAGCCGGAACAACUUAUCUCAUCCGAUUGACAUCAAGAUGAGUCUGAGCUGAAGUGGCUUUGAGGCUGUCAUGUUGGUUGGAAUACGCCAUAGUACGCCUGGAUAGGGAUCCAUGCGUAAUCUUUCAGUCUGUGUGACCUUUUUGCAGGUGUCUGAGUAUGGAUGUCUCUCCCGUCACAGGGUCCUCUACGACCUGUCUGUCUGUCGUUCAGCCCAUUGUGCCAUAGAGUUUAAGAUGAUCAAAGAACUGAAAACCAUCUGGUGGUAUCCGGGCCGUCCUCAUCCUUUUUUAUGUUAUCCUCAGUCCACCUGCCUACGUGGUCCCUUAGGCGAAGGGCGAAGGGCACAAUCAACAAAGCGUCGAUGUUCGGGAUCCACAACGAGAAGCUGAUACCAACAGCAUCCCCGUCAUGUACAGCAAUAGGUAUCAGGAGGGCUCGGGGAGCAGAGCAGAACAGAAUGGACGGGGAGCACACGACAGGACAGGGCCCAUAUCCCUGUCCUGUUGACUUGCUGUGGCAGUGCAGCCUUCCUAACUCCCAUCUAAUUCGCUGUAGAUGUCAACAGAAGGCCAUGACAGGUUAGAACUGCGCUGAACCAGGGCCCUUACUCGACUCUCCAAGCUCCACUAGGCUGUCCUGCCGACGGGACCGCCCCUCCACUCCAUGGUGCGCGGUGGCUGCUGGCUGCAUCUCUUCUGCCCUCAUUUGCAUCUCAUCACAUCACAAUAGCACCAGAGUCUCCUUCACCGCACUUGCUCGAAACGGGGAAUCUCAGCAGUAACUAACUGCCAGCUUCUUCUGCCCCCAAGUUCGAAAAGCUUUACCGUUUCGUGCUCAACCACGAUUUCGCCUCUCUUCGUCCUUCAACACGCGUCAUGGAAUUCUCUUCCUUAUAAUAAUCUCUCUUCCUUCUCUGCUCUCUGCUGUUGCUUCUCCUUUACCCAAAGCCAACCGUAUAGAGAGGCCCCCUGCCUCUGCGGCCAUGCUGCGAUUCUACUCACAUUCCAGGGUCCUCUCCAUACGUUUCCAGGGAAAUUGUUGACAAGCGAUACGUGAAACAAACAAAUUACAUAUCUCUUCCUCCUUUGCCCCCUUUCUCAAUCCAUCAUGCCUCCUCGACGCUCCCACAAAAAGUCUCGGGCGGGUUGUCGGAGGUGCAAAAAUAGGAAGAUAAAAUGCGACGAGGUUCACCCACGAUGUGGUAACUGUGCCAAGCACGGAGUUCCUUGCGAUUUCAGCAACCCCGAUGUCCUCGAAGAACUUGCUAUAUCAACUAAUACCAGUACUGAGAGCAUCGGCGCACCUACUCCCUCGCCUGCGCCGACCGUCAACUUCAAUUCUGUUCCCAGAACUCCGCUACCACGCCCACGUGCCCCUUCAAGUCCAGCAAGAGCGCCGCGACCAAAUCCUUCUCCUCCGACUUCCGUCUACUCGCAACCUUCGAUAAGCUCGUCCACCAACACCGUAGAUCAUGGCGAACGAAUGCUCGAGCUGCGUUUGAUGCAUCACUAUACAAAUGUCACCUCCAAGACGCUCCUGACCAACUCGCCUGCCGCCGAGGAUAUCUGGCAGCGUGCCGUCCCACAGAUGGCCUUCUCUGGCAACGGCAAGACGUAUCUCGCCGACGCCAUCUUGUCUGUCGCAGCCCUUCAUCUACGUUCAAUGUCUCCGAAUGACAAAGCAUUGGUGCGCGCUUCACAUGCCUACUCGGCCUCCUCUCUUUCUGCAUUCGGGGCGUCGCUGGGUUCGGGCAUUACGCCUGACAAUGCGGAGGCUUUGUUCCUCACAGCGACGCUCAUUGCUUUCCAAGCAAGUGCCUCGCGCAUCUUUGUCAAGGACGACGGUGAUUCUGCCCCUGGGGAUUCAACGAGCAGAUAUGUGCCGCCGCUCUCCUGGUUCCACGCUUUUCAAGGCGUCAAGACCGUCGUCGCAAACUCGUGGCAAUGGAUCCACCACAGCGACAUCGUCAAAGUUGUCAUUGAUUCACAACCUGGUUUCCAACUGAACCUCAACCCGCGCUCGCCUGACUCAUUCUUCGGUCAUAUGCUAGAAGGGUUGAACGAUGAAUUAAUGAACGAAGAUCCUCGUUUGCUGUCGACUACCACUCAAGCUUACUCACAUGCCGUCAGCGUGCUCAACUGGGCGCAUAAAAACUAUCACGCGGCUGCCGCACUCACCUUCCCUGCUACUGUUUCGAAGCGCUACGUUGAUCUUGUUGAUGCAAGGCGCCCCCGUGCUCUCGCCAUCCUUGCUUGCUUCUUUGCGUUGCUGAAGCGAAUGGAUAACGUAUGGUGGUUGCAAGAUGUGGCUCGUCGAGAGGUCAUGGGCCUAGUCAGCUUAUUCGAGCCCGGAUCUAAGUGGUGGCGGCACCUUGAGUGGCCAAUAAGGAUCGCUUUGUUGGAUGGCAGCUCUAUCCCACAAGACAUCUGGGGCACUGAACUCGAAGAGCAGGCGCCAGAGCAACAAACUGUUGGCUCCAUGACACAGCACAUUGAGAUAUUCGCCGAGAUGUUACACCAGCAUGCGCAGCCUCCUAUUCCCAUCGCGGACGAGGACCUCAUCGUUCCUGACUCACCUGACUGAAGGAUCGUGGCAGCUAUGCAAAGCCAUGAUGGCCGGGCCUUAGGGCUUAGAGCUGGUCUCGCGGCCCUUUCAAUAUCUUGUUGGUAACCAGCUUCAGCAUGUCGCUAGUCAGCAAGAAAUGCUUUCCAUCAGCAGUCGACAUUAGAGGACGGCCAACAUCCCUCCACUUGAUGAUCCACGACCAUUUCCUCGCAAUUGGAAUCAGUGAUUAUGUCACGACGAGAUGGCCCGAAUGACCACUUGUGUAGGAGAGUAUAUAGCGCCUUACAGUCGGACUUGAUUCUCGGCGUGAUAAUCUACCGAGUAAGGAAAAGCUUAAUGUUCGAGAUUCUUUGCCAGGCACCCACAGGACUUGGCCAUUGUGUUAUUCAGCAUACUGGCAAGCCCAUCAUUGAUCAUGACUUACGAGUUGAAAGGGUUCAGCCAGGCACGGGAAACAGUACAAUUAUAUCAAACACGCCCAACAAAUGUUUGGGCUUAUGGUUUCAAUGCUCCAUAUUGCAUACCCAGCACAAGUGUCCAGGCCGUCGCUGGAAGCGGGGCCUUCCACUUUGGUCUCGGUUUAAUUAGUAUAUAAUGUCGUUACAAAAAGAGAGAUGCGAUUCGGGGCCUCGAAUGUAGUAGUCAUGUAUUUGAUAUCGUUCAGCGAGCGAUCCUUGUAAUGAUUGGGACAUAUAAAGAGCACUAGUCUUGCCUCAAGCAGUUGUAUCUAGACAGUAUGACUGACUUUCAGAGGAGAGAUGACAGCAUCGGGAUCAUCAUGCCCAGAUAAAUGACAGCAAUAUCAGAAACUUCAAUUAGAGAUACGACAGGACCUGUCAUAUCUAGGGAUGGAACCCAGUAAAUCAAUGAUUGACGUGGCCUUUACAAGACCUUUUCCUAGACGCCCAACUCCAAGCAUGCAAUGCCAUACAUGUACUAUUGCUUUAUCCUCUUGGACUCCUCCUUCUCCUCAACGACAUCCACCGCAUCUUCGGCAUCCUUUCGACUUCGCUUCAGACCCUUCAUCUUGCGGAGCUGCAGCUCGCUGAGAUCCUGCUUGCCCAGAUGCACGCGGCCAAUCUUGUCACCCAUAGAAUCAGUUGUGAUGUUCUUCUUGGUGCGCUCCUCGGUCCCGCGAGGCUUCUUUAGGGCCUCCUUGAGCAUCGACUCAUCGGGCUCCCUGACUCGGCCGACACGGAAAUCCAUGCGAGGACCAAUCUCCUCAACCUCGACACGGGGAAGACGCUGGCCUGAUCGCUUGGUGCUGAUGGUGUAGACUCGCAAGUGGAUAGCGGGCUUAACAUCACCGUCGCCAGUGCUAUCCUCUGCGCUAAUGGAGAUGAUGUACUGGAGACCCUCGACGUCAAUCUUGUCGCUGGGCUCGCCCUUGAAGAAAUCAAGGAGCAUGCUCUUCGCAAGGGUGAACUCGUUGCUGACAGGGCUCUCGAAAGCAGUACCAGCGAACAAGAUCAUGGGCCGCAGGCCAAUGGCGAAUUUCUUCGUCUUGAACUGAGCAAUAGCACGGAAGCUCUCUGGGUCGAGGUAGAGCUCAAGCAUGUCAAGAACCUUGUAACCAAAGGUGCGAACAAAAGUCAAGGUGUGAGGACGCUUCUUCUGGCUGCUACCAAAAACGAGGAGACUGGCGUCGUUCUUUUCGGAGAAAAACUCGAGCGAGGCGGCGUCGUCAAAGGGAUGGAUGGCGUUCUUUUUGGUGAACUUCUUAGCGAGAGGCUGGCGCAUCUGAUGAAGGUCAUUGAGAGCAUCCUGGAUUAUCUGAGAGCAUGUUGUUCCGCGGAGGAAGAGGCACGUCUUGGGAUUCUCGUUUGCCUUGGGUUCGCGCUUUUCGAGGGCUCGCUUUGAGCGCGCAUUGCGAGGUUUACUUUAUGGUUGUCAGUUUACGAAAUCAUACUUGUUAUGAACAAUCGGUUUGACAUACACUUGUCUGAGCAUCUUGUAAAUUGGGAAUAAUAGAUGUCCUUGAAAAGAUCGGUGAUGAGGCUUCAAAACUGAGAGGUUGACUUGUAGGUAGCCUUUGGAGAGUAGGACCGAGGAAAAAAAUGUUCUUAUCGAUAAAGCCUACACGCUACUCACCGUUCACCGAAAGUAACGGUCCCCAUAAUAGUCCCCCUUUUGCCUUGAUACCUAGGUAUGCUCGGUGAGGCCCCU